Messenger RNA from Owenia fusiformis, 912 nucleotides. The record is from the annotation of a GenBank genome assembly. Lineage: Eukaryota; Metazoa; Annelida; Polychaeta; Sabellida; Oweniidae.
CUAGCAUCAUGCUUCUCAAAUUAGUCUGGCUGUUUUUAUAUAUUCUUGUGAUUUAAACAUAUUUUUGCAUUUGUUUGCACAGUCAACAGCUGACGAAACAGAUUUUUACAAAGAAACAUGUUCGUGAUUUUUUCUAAACAAGCGCUAGCCAUAGGCCUACUUUGUUUGAUGUUUUCGGUCGUGAUUUCUAAGCCCAAAAAGAAGCAGAAGAAGCCGACAUGCACUGAGCGUGUUAAUAAAGCGGAGAUGAUGAUCAAAAGUCUACCAGUCCUCGAGGAGGAAUGUAAUGCAACCUUCAACUUGAACAAGAUACCACCUCCAGUUAACGUCAAUGCUGUGUGGACGACCUAUGUGAGGUGGGGAAGAACUGUAUGCCCUGACACCGCCGAGGUGUUUUACGAAGGUAUAGCCGGUGGUUCAGACCAUGCUCAUAGUGGAAGCGGAGCAAACUAUGUCUGUUUGCCGAAGAAACCCGAGUGGGGGAAAAUUGUUGCUGGUCUCGGCGGUACUAGCGCGUAUAUAUAUGGAGCCGAAUAUCAGUUAAGUGCAGGCCAUAGCAACCCAUUCCUCGCAACGAAUGCCCCAAAUUCUGAAAAUGCAGAAUCGCUUCACGACAAUGACGUACCGUGCGUAGUAUGCCAAGUCCCAAGGGGCGUUUCAAUGGUACCAGCCAGACACUCAUGCCCAACGGGUUGGACAUUGGAGUACAAAGGCUAUCUGGUGGCUGGUCAUUACAAUCAUCCCCGUAGCGGUAUUUUUGAAUGCAUGGACGAGGCACCCGAGACGAGACAAGGCGGUCAUGCAGACCAAAACGGUGCGCUUUUCUACUCUGUCCAAGCGGUAUGUGGAUCGCUGCCCUGUCCCGACUAUAUACAUGGCGCGGAGCUGACAUGUGCUGUCUGUUCUAAGUGA